Musa acuminata AAA Group (dessert banana) is the source of this 1253-nucleotide messenger RNA. Its product is annotated as growth-regulating factor 1-like. The transcript is spliced from 4 exons. Gene Ontology annotation, molecular function: ATP binding. Lineage: Eukaryota; Viridiplantae; Streptophyta; Magnoliopsida; Zingiberales; Musaceae. Gene Ontology annotation, cellular component: nucleus. Gene Ontology annotation, biological process: DNA-templated transcription; developmental process; regulation of DNA-templated transcription. The record is from RefSeq and is a predicted model, not a curated record. Bases 35 to 1117 code for a protein of 360 amino acids.
AUGCAAUGCAGCUCAUGUCUCCUCCGCAUGCGUCAUGCAUCCGCCGUUGCAACCCCAAUAUGAAAGACUCGGCCUGCGGGAACCAUCUCUUGAAGCUUCUGUUAGGUUUCCUGUGAUCAUGAGUGGCAUAAGCAGUAGUUACCCCUUCACUCCAUCUCAAUGGCAGGAGCUGGAGCAGCAGAGACUCUUCUACAGAUACAUGGUCUCGGGCAUCCCCAACCCUUGGGAUCUCAGCCUUCGGAUCAGGAGGAGCUUCUUGUUGGAACCCACCACCAUGAUCUCACCAACAGUAGCCUACCCUCCCCACCUUCACUUGUGUUGGGGCAGAGUUCGACUGGGCGUUGGCAGGGAAGGAGAGGAUACAGAACCAGGGAGGUGCAGAAGAACAGAUGGGAAGAAGUGGAGGUGCUCUAAGGAGGCCUUCCCAGGCUCCAAGUACUGUGAGAAGCACAUGCACAGAGGCAAGAACCGUUCAAGAAAGCCUGUCGAGAUGUCUUUGGCCAACAACCUCUCCACCACUGCCCAGCCGCCUUCCUCCUUCUCCUCCACCACCACCAAAUCCUCCACCUCCAAUACCCCCUGUCAUCACCACCCUUAUCAUCUCCCUGUCCCAGCACCAGAAGUUUUCAGUUUCCUGACGUGUCCCUCUUCAAAAUCUCAGCAUAACACACCAACCUACAACUCAGCUGACAAUGCCUACAGGUACCAGCACGGAAUGAAGAGCGUUGAUGAACACUUCUCAGAAGCUGCAGGAGGUGAAAGGAAGAAUUCUUCGCGAUUUAGGCCGCUGGGAAUGAAUUCUUUGGUUGGAAAAGGACAUAUGGCCUUCGUUCCUCAGCAAAGCACUUCCUCCCACUCCAGAAUAGAUCUUCCAAGGGAAGAAAAACCACAACAUUGCUUCGUUUUGGGUACUGACCUCAAGCUGGAGAAACCUGCGACAGUGGAGGCCAAACAGAAGCCCCUUCUCCAUUUCUUGGAUGAGCGGCCUACGACGAGCAACACCUUGUGCUUGGAUUCCAAGGCAGAUCAUUCCAAGACCCAGCUUUCCAUCUCCAUCCCAGUGGCCUAUCAUGACUUCCCGGCCUUCAAAUCUGGAUUCAACAGAGAAUGGACCUGAUAGCCCCUCGUCCUGCAAGUUGGGUAUCUCAAGAGCUCAUCAAAGCACCAUCUUUCUUGUGUUCGAUCACUGUUUCGUGUUUGAUCCAUAAAUAUUAAUUACUACGGCGUCUUUGGUUUGUCUACAAUGUAUCCUU